This is a messenger RNA of Topomyia yanbarensis, 6112 nucleotides long. It is a transcript of the gene Btk29A, whose product is annotated as tyrosine-protein kinase Btk29A. The record is from RefSeq and is a predicted model, not a curated record. The coding region runs from base 2019 to 3992 and encodes 657 amino acids. Gene Ontology annotation, biological process: intracellular signal transduction; peptidyl-tyrosine autophosphorylation. The transcript is spliced from 12 exons. Gene Ontology annotation, molecular function: ATP binding; non-membrane spanning protein tyrosine kinase activity; protein binding. NCBI's taxonomy places the organism in Eukaryota, Metazoa, Arthropoda, Insecta, Diptera, Culicidae.
UGUUCAGUUCAGCAGUUGAGUUCCCGACGAUAAGCACACGUACUCGUUUGUGGCGCUCCUCACGAUCAGGCGUAUGCGUUUUUCUUUGGGCGUUCUAAGGUCCUCCUCAUCCAAAUCUCCGAUUGGGUUCGGUCAAAUUCUAACUUCGUUUUAGCACAACAAGAUCGUGCUGUCAAUGAGUGAUUAUAAGUGGUGUGGAAAGCAAGUUUAGCGAAAAAAAUUGCGCGAGUAAACUUGAUUUAACUUGUUGCGGCUGGUGGUUCGACGUUGGUGUGAUUAGAUUUUCCAGUGAUCGAUCGAGUGAAGUAAAACAAACAGGAAAAUCAAGUGAUACUGAAAUCGAAAAUAUUGGUGUUACGCCCCAAAAGUGGUGGUCGUCGUGGUCAAAAGUGGUUGGCAACUCUGGGGUAGUGCAAAUCUCGUGCGUCUGCUUAUGUUUAGCGAUGAAGCAAGAACUGUGCAAGAAGUUGGAACAACAAUAACAAAAAAAGAGUUUUUAGCAUUGAAAUCGGCGGUGAUGUGUGAGUUAACGUCGAACCCGAUUUGCUGCUCCAAAUGGGUGGAGAAUAACUGGUGAAGCAGACAGACCCUUUUUACAUGCAGUGUGUGUUCCACUCGACAGCCACGUUGACUUCCGUACGGCAGAGUGCAGCCAGUGGCGGCUUUUUUUAGUUCAACCAAGCAACCAACCAGCAACGGUCAGAUCUGAUGGUCUUCUAUUGGGGGUGAAAUGGACCGAAUACUACCGUCCUGCACUGGACUGGACUGGACUGAGUGUAGAGUUUAAUGAGGAAUCAUUCUUGCCACGGUCGGCAGUGUUGUGGACAAACACUUGUUGGCGGCGUUCGUUACCCUUUAAUUAUAAACGCAGCCGAGCUACGGCGGCCGGGUCCGAAAUACUCCUCCAAACGAACGAGUAGCUCAGUGCGAGUCGAGCCGCCCGCGCCACUCAUCGCUGUUUGCUAGGCAAAGCGAAGCGGGGAGAAAAAAAAUUAAAAGUGCGAGUGAGUAUAGCAGGAAAGUGAGAAAGCAAUCAAAAGGUUGAACCUAGGGAAAUCAACCGUGAACCGUGAACAGCGGCCGUUUCACUCAUCGUCGUCAGGGCAGUAACGUUGUUCAAGCGUGACAUAGACUCUCGGAAGGAAAAGGAGAGUAGCUUGCAUCCCGCGGGAAGAAGUGCUCGUCAGUCAUCUCCGAAAGGGCACAAGCGGCGCGUGUGUGUUUACCGAGUGCACGUGCGUACGUACAUCUAGUGAUUAGGUUGGUUGCCGGCUCUCCAAUCUGAUCUGAAUAUGCUUCGGUCCAUCUUCUAGAUUUGUGUAGUGACAAAAGUUGAGCGUGACCUCAAAAAAGUACCCGGACCUGCGGGUGGCUGUCAGGUGUGGUAGACGUGCGGCAGAGAAGAAGUGGAAAGAUAAAGUAAUUUUCACAAAACCAGUUUCGUUGUGUUGCGGCUGUGUGUGUGUGUGUGUACCUAAAAGGAGACUGAAACCACUCUCCAAAUCCUGCUCGCGAGCUGCGUGCGAUUGCGACUUUGUGGCUGCUUUGGCCCACGUGAAGUGUUCGGCGGCAGUAGCAGCAGCAGCGGCGAUAACGCCUUGAAACUGGAGAACUCUCGAGGUAGCCAAGUGUCCCAGCGACAGCGGGGCGUAAAAUUGCCAGUGGCCAAGUGUGCACAGUGGUAUCAAAAGAAACUCCCUUGGGAUUCGAAUGCCAGCGUAGUCCUUGCGAAAUCGACCGACAGCCUUGCUAAUUGCUGAAAAAAGUGAGAAGAAUUGUUGUUCAGGUUCCCGGUGGGUUGAAAAAAGAAUAAGGCGAAAACGAAAUACGAAGCUGCUUUCAAGUAUAAAGCUUUGCUUGCCGUCACGAGUGUUUUAGUGUUGUGUUUUUUGUUUGUUUUUUUUUUGUUUUUUUUUAAUUGUCUGUACCACGGAAGGUGAUCCGGUUUUGCGGAACCGCGCUCGUCUUCUUCUCCCCGCGUGUGAGACGUUCACGGCGGUGCCCAAAAUAGCCUAUAAAUGAUUCCGUGCGUGAGCUUGACCGAAACCAGUGUCCUUGGGAAUAUGAAAGAGCGCGUUAAAGAGAUGCGCGUCUUCGGUUGCAGAUUAAACUUUUGGAACAAUGUUACCUCCAACUUUAGCAACAAAGGUAACGGAAGUUCACCCGCCCAAAACUCGACCCGCAGCAUUAGUCCGAAUACGCAGAGCCUGCCCAACGGUCACCUGCAGGCAUCACAUAUCAUCACCGGCCCCGGAACGGAACGAACGCUCCUUCAGCAGGGAAACCAAUCACCGUUGCUGCACCAGCAGCAGCAGCAUCAGCAACAGCAGCAACCUCAGCAGCAGCAGCAACAGCUUCAGGCACAACAGCAAGGUUCCCAGCAGACGUCCCACUCGCCUUCGUUGCAGCAUCCGUCGCAGCAUCAGCAACAACUGCAGCACCAGCAGUCCUCCCAGUCUCACCACCUCAACAGCAGCUCCAGUAGUUUAGGCAACAUCACGCCCACCUUCGUCCAGCCACAGUCCCCCACCCACUCAUUCAAAACGGCGUCCAUCAACGGUGCAGGUCAUCAUACCAACGGAGGCGAUCUAAAUAUGCCUGGUGGUCCGACAGCAGCGCCCGGAACACCAAACUCAAAGGCGAAGGAUGUAUCUCCACGGAUCAAGAUUGUGGUGGCCCUGUACCCCUUUAAGGCGAUCGAGAGUGGCGAUCUGUCGUUGGAGAAGAAUGCCGAAUACGAAGUGAUCGAUGACUCGCAAGAGCACUGGUGGAAGGUCAAAGAUCAGCAUGGUACCAUCGGAUACAUUCCCAGCAACUACGUCAAGGAGAAGGAACUACUCGGGCUACAGAAGUACGACUGGUACGUAGGGGACAUGUCCCGGCAGCGGGCGGAGUCGCUGCUCAAACAGAACGACAAGGAAGGCUGUUUCGUGGUGCGAAAGUCGUCCACCAAAGGCCUCUACACACUAUCGCUACAUACCAAAGUACCCCAAUCCCAUGUGAAGCAUUAUCACAUUAAACAAAACGCUCGCCUAGAGUUUUACCUCUCAGAGAAACACUGCUGUGAAACGAUACCGGAUUUGAUCAACUACCAUCGACACAACUCCGGGGGAUUAGCAUGCCGACUAAAGACGUCUCCUUGUGACCGACCGGUGCCACCGACUGCUGGUUUAUCGCAUGACAAAUGGGAAAUCCAUCCUUCGGAGCUGAUGAUUUUGGAGGAACUCGGUUCGGGCCAAUUUGGCGUUGUUCGGAGAGCCAAGUGGCGUGGCUCGAUUGAUACCGCUGUAAAAAUGAUGAAAGUUGGCACUAUGUCCGAGGACGAUUUCAUCGAGGAAGCAAAAGUAAUGACAAAACUCCAACAUCCAAAUUUAGUACAACUGUACGGUGUUUGUUCCAAGCAUCGACCGAUCUACAUCAUCACCGAGUACAUGAAGCAUGGUUCCUUACUCAACUAUCUGCGAAGGCACGAGCAGACACUAAUCGGCAACAUGGGAAUGCUUCUCGACAUGUGCAUACAGGUAUGCAAGGGAAUGUCCUAUCUCGAACGGCACAACUAUAUCCAUCGAGAUCUAGCAGCUCGUAACUGUUUGGUAGGUUCGGAAAACACCGUUAAAGUGGCAGAUUUCGGGCUUGCACGAUACGUUCUGGACGAUCAGUACACCAGCUCUGGCGGUACCAAAUUUCCAAUCAAAUGGGCCCCACCGGAGGUACUCAACUAUACCCGAUUCUCGUCCAAGAGUGAUGUUUGGGCAUACGGUGUGCUAAUGUGGGAGGUAUUCACUUGCGGAAAGAUGCCCUACGGUCGCCUAAAGAACACGGAAGUCGUAGAACGUGUCCAGCGAGGAAUUAUUCUAGAAAAACCAAAAGCGUGUGCGAAGGAGAUAUACGAUGUGAUGAAAAAAUGUUGGUCGCAUGGUCCCGAAGACAGGCCCGGAUUCCGGAUACUCAAAGAUCAGCUCGCGGCUGUUGCACAAGGUCUUACCGAUUAGAUCCAGCUGAUCCGAAAUCUCAUCGCAUCCCAUGGCACACGAGGGCAUGCAUCUACGCGUCUGUUCGUUUAUGUGCAGGCGCAUUGAAAUACCAUUCUUAUCUUAGAGCUAGAUGACCCUGCUUUUCAUUUCGACACAUCUCUAUCCUACUAGAAAACUACAGUGUUGCGUGGGUGGUACUUCCCGCAAUCUAGACUUAAAGCAAUCGGGAAGCAUCGCCGGCUAGUAUUUUGUAUUUAAAAAUAUUGUGCUUACAAAAAUGUGAACAUCUAUCCAUAUCUUUAUCGAAAAUUCAACGUAAAAAAAAACAAACAACAAAUUAUUUAAAAGGACAAAAAUUUUGAACCGUUGUCUGCCACCAGGAAGCCAAACAACUGCACAACAAACACAAACUAGUGACUCUCAGUAAAUACAGUCUCAAAUCUCCCCCAAUAUACAAACUGACGGAAAAAGUACACUCCAGUAAAUAGACUUACUAUAAAUAUACAACUCUAAAUAAAAGUACCGUAUACAUAUAAAACAGUCAUCCGCUUGUUCCUUCCGGUGCUGCUUUAGGAGGGAAGACGAACAUUCAUUCCUAAAACCGUAAAACAUACUUCUCAUCUUCAAUGCAUUGUAACUUUUUUCCAAUAUUUUCUAACAUUUUAAUUAAGCAAGAUACAAACACCACUGACUGAAGAUAACCAGCAGCACACUAGCAAAUGACAAACAAAACGAACGAAGCAGUCAGCAAGCGAAACAAAAACAGCAAACCAGAAAAUGUGAAUCAAAAAUCAUAAGUUUUCCAAUUUUACUGCGAUACACAAAACAAUAAUUUUUGUGACUAUAAUCUAGAAUUAGGAGCGGUUUGGCGUGAAAAGCAAUGGAUAAUAAAACGGUGGGUGGACAACUGGCCGAAGAUGUCAGUUAGCCUCAGCGCACCGAACCAUGGAGUGAGGUUAGGGAAACAAAGUGAUUUGCGUUCUGAUGCAUAUACGUUUUUAGCGACAAGUGACGAACUUUCCAACUUUAUUAGCGGUAUUUUUUCUGCGUAAGAGAUAAUAGUACUACGGUUUACUUUACACUGUAUUGAAAGUAUAAUAAUAGUAGAUAUAUUGGUGGGACAUAAAAAAGCGGAAGCAAGAAAGCAUAAGUGAUAUUUAAUAAUUUUAGUUUAUUUUUAAAGACUUAUUUAAAUGACCCAUUUACGUGUCCACUCAAACUUUGAGAAAAAAGAGAACAGAUUAUAUUGAUCGAGUUUUUUUACAUAACCGUUUUUUCUUCCACUAAAGUCAUUAAGUUCAAUCGAACAUUAUUUUGCGCUGCGAGUUUAUUUCUUGUACAGUUAGAUUUAGUUUUCUCUUAGUUUUUGUUUUCUUUGGUAAGCCGUCGCCUAUUUGGGCAAACAAAACAAAUAAACUGGUACACACUAGACGCAUCGCAAACUGACGCGUGAAUAGUAGUUAGCGUUAUUUCUUUCGAAAUUCUAACAAUGCUUGUAUUUAAAACGUCGUAUGAAACGGAAGCAACAAAUACACAUACACAAAAAUAUCCAAGAGAAAUCAAGAAAUGCCAUUUUUACAAUACUUGAGUAUAGGACUUUAAUGUUUAAUAACAAAUCGACAGUAAAGAAAGCAGAACACAGACAAGCAUAUAUUAGUAUGACAAGAACUAUACGGAUUCAAAAUCACGCCAAUAAUCUUAGGAUUUGAAGUAACCCUAGCAUGUUGCCUGUGCUAGGAAUUGUACCGUUAAGAUUGAAUCAAAAAGAAGAAGAAAAAUAUUAAAAGGGAUAAAUAGUAACAAGUACCGAACAUAUACCGUAACACUCAUACAGAAUUGUCGAAAACUUUUUCGAAAUAUAUAUACAUAUACAUUUUUACGUGAAUUUGAAGCAGCCACACACCGUCAACGGGUGCUGCGACAGGUGAACCAAAUUAUUAUAUGGAGCAAAAAUAAUUGCAAUCGAAACUAACUACCAGGUUCACUUCAAAGCGUUUUAGUCAGCGUAAAAGUAGCCCGCUGUGACGUUGAUUGAUCCCGAGCAGGAAACAGGAUUAUUAUAGAUGUCUUUUAUCCGAGAUCAACUAAAACCAAUAAUAAAAUCGAGAAAAAUAUUGAUUAUGUCUUGUAUAAAAUAA